CUGUGAGAUAAUACCCUAUCUUUAACUCGCUGUCACUGAUGCCCUUGACGGGCGUUUUGUACAAAGCCUCGGAUAUAUAUGAACAAGAUGAACAGCGAGAACAGUUUGAGUUAAGAUAACAAAUUGAUAGGAUAUCGUGACGUUUAAUAUGACCGAUUGAUGUAAACCUGGACCAGAAAAUCAUGGCGUCGAUCAGUUUUCUUACCGUAGUUUUAGUGGUCAUUUUCGCGUUUUCGAUGACUAAUGGUCAAAAGCCAUGCUGCUCUCCAGAAAAGUGGACGGCACAUCUACUCCAAAAAACAGGGGCGUACAACUCUGCAACGACCGUGGCAUCCAAAAGAGACGUUAGUAGCUACAUAUUCUAUGAUCACACCGUGAAAAAAAUGGCGAUCAACUCCGACAUCAAGAACACAACCUUCAACUCAACCACGUUCAUACAGCGAAUCUUGGACUUCAGUAAGGGUGUGGAGUGGAGGAUUGAAGGAAAGAACUGUACACGUCACCAGACAACGGCGCCAAUGCCCCAGCCGUGUUUCUUGGAUGGUGCGGAUUUCUUCGGCUACCACAAGAUGGCUGAAAUGCCAGUAGAAGUAUGGUUCAGGGACGAUGGCAAAGGUCACACGUCAAGAACUACCAUGUCACGUGAGCCAUGCGUGCUCGUCACCGAGACGACGAGAUCCAUGGGACCGGGUUAUGAUUACGUGCUGUCGUUUGGGAUCUAUGAGAAUGUCACCACGGGAUAUGUCGAGCCGGGCAAUUUUGAUGUCCCUUCGUUCUGUCCCCGGUCAGGACAGGUAAUUAUGGAGCAUCCCAAACAGACACCAGCUUGGCCUUGGCACCUUCCCUCAACGUAUCUCUAGAGUUCCAUGAAAACAACGUCAUAUACAGCAGUCACGCGGAAAUGACAUCACUUAUAUGAUGAAUCUUAAUUUGUUCAUACUCAAACAUAAUAAAGAAUAAGAAAUA
Messenger RNA from Mizuhopecten yessoensis (Yesso scallop), 966 nucleotides. RefSeq lists its product as uncharacterized. The transcript has 5 exons. Lineage: Eukaryota; Metazoa; Mollusca; Bivalvia; Pectinida; Pectinidae. Bases 183 to 860 code for a protein of 225 amino acids. Gene Ontology annotation, cellular component: lysosome; extracellular region. Gene Ontology annotation, molecular function: calcium ion binding. The record is from RefSeq and is a predicted model, not a curated record. Gene Ontology annotation, biological process: cell-matrix adhesion.